Messenger RNA from Trichechus manatus latirostris (Florida manatee), 4312 nucleotides. It is a transcript of the gene NBN, whose product is annotated as nibrin. The transcript has 16 exons. Lineage: Eukaryota; Metazoa; Chordata; Mammalia; Sirenia; Trichechidae. Gene Ontology annotation, biological process: telomere maintenance; mitotic G2 DNA damage checkpoint signaling; double-strand break repair via homologous recombination. The record is from RefSeq and is a predicted model, not a curated record. Gene Ontology annotation, molecular function: protein binding; damaged DNA binding. Bases 282 to 2540 code for a protein of 752 amino acids. Gene Ontology annotation, cellular component: nucleus; Mre11 complex.
UUAGCAGCCGGUCACAAACCGCUUGCACCGCCCAGGCUCCUUCAUACCCUUUUAAUACAGCAUUUUUCCAUCCAGAAUGCGAUGUUCCUAUCCUAACCACGAGAUGGCGAUUGGCGCCCAAAUCCCACUCCUGCUUUAAUUCGCCAAGGCAGACGCCGCUCCCGGGAGUCCAGGAGCGCGCACGUCCUGGAGCCCGCGUCCACUGCAGGCGCUGGUGACGCGCACGUGGUCUGCCGCAGUUACACGGACGACCGGCUUCCCGGCCCUGAGGAUCCGGACUCAUGUGGAAGCUGCUCCCCGCCACGGGCCCAGCCCAAGGAGAACCAUACAGACUUUUGACUGGUGUUGAAUACGUUGUUGGAAGGAAAAACUGUGGAAUUCUAAUCGACAAUGAUCAGUCCAUCAGUCGAAAUCAUGCUGUGUUAACGGCUAACUUUUCUGUAACCAACUUGAGUCAGACAGAUGAAAUCCCUAUAUUGACAGUAAGAGAUACUUCUAAGUAUGGUACCUUCGUUAAUGAGGAAAAAGUACAGAAUUGUGUUUCCCAAACUUUAAAGACAGGGGAUAGAGUUACCUUUGGAGUGUUUGAAAGUAAAUUCAGAGUAGAGUAUGAGCCUUUGGUUGCAUGCUCUUCUUGUUUAGAUGUCUCGGGGAAAGCUGCUUUAAAUCAAGCUAUUUUUCAACUUGGAGGACUUUCUGUAAACAGUUGGACAGAAGAAUGUACUCACCUCGUCAUGACAUCAGUUAAAGUUACAAUUAAAACAAUAUGUGCACUCAUUUGUGGAUGUCCAAUUGUAAAGCCAGAAUAUUUUACUGAAUUUCUCCAAGCAGUUCAGUCCAAUAAACAGCCUCCACAAAUUGAAAGUUUUUACCCACCUAUUGAUGAACCAGCUAUUGGAAAUAAAAAUAUUGAUCUAUCAGGGCGACAGGAAAGAAAACAAAUCUUCAAAGGGAAAACAUUUGUAUUUCUAAAUGCCAAACAGCAUAAGAAAUUAAGUUCAGCAGUUGCUUUUGGAGGUGGGGAAACUAAGUUGGUAACAGAAGAAAAUGAAGAAGAAGAUGGUUUCUAUUUAGCCCCUGGAACCUGUGUUGUUGAUGUAGGAAUAACAAAUUCACAGACUUUAAUUCCUGACUCUCAGAAAAACUGUAUUAAUUCAAUUAUGGAUUUGCUCAAGAGGCAGGGUCUUAGACCUAUUCCUGAAUCAGAAAUUGGAUUGGCAGUUAUUUUCAUGACAACAGAGAAUUACUGUGAUCCACGGGGCCAGCCCAGUACAGGAUUGAGGCCAACAACUCCAGGACCAAGCCUUUCCCAAGGCUUGUCAUUCAGUGAAAAACUAAUGUCAGGUGUCCCAGUGAAUACCACAGUAUAUGUACCUAACACAGAAUCAGAGCAAGCCGACACAUGUAUGGGCUUCAGUGAAAGGCCAAAAGAAAUGAAAAGCUCCAGAAUGGAGCAAAAAUUCAGAAUGCUUUCACAAGAAACAUCCACUGUAAAGGAACCUCCCAAAACAAGCUGUAAUAAUAUAAUCUCACAUACUCUGGUCAAGAUGAAAGUCCCAGACUAUCAGCUGUCACCAGCUAAAUUCACAGGUGUAAGUAAAGGUAGAGAUCGGGCUUCUCAGCAGCAACAGACCAACUCCAUCAAAAACUACUUUCAGCCAUCAACCAAAAAAAGGGGAAGGGAUGAAGAAAAUCAAGAAAUGUCUUCAUCGAAAUCAGCAAGAAUAGAAAUGUCUUGUUCUCUUUUGGAACAAACACAACCGGCUACACUCCCAACAUGGAAAAAUGAGGAACAGCAUCCAUCUCAGAAUGAACCUGUAGACAAAAAAUCAGAUAAUUUAUUUGCAGAUACAAAUUUAAAAUCAAAUGUGAAAAAUCUGACCAAUAAAUCUCUUCCUACAGAAAAGCUAAUAUCCAAAAGAAGAAAAGACAUUGAUGAUUUGGCCAUAGAAGAUGAAGUAUUAGAACAGUUACUCAAGAACACAAAACCAGAGUUGGAAAUUGAAAUGAGAGUUAAAAAAGAAGAAGAUGUCAAUAUUAGAAAAAAACCAAGAUUGAUUAUAGAAUCAAAUAGCAUUUUUAAUGAUGAAGCAAUACCGAAAAGUAACGAAGUAUCUCAAGAAAAUGAAAUUGGGAAGAAAUGUGAGACCAAGGAAGAAUCACUAUGGUCAACUAAAGAAGAACUGUCUAACAAUCAUGAACUUCAGGAUGAUGGUGAGAUGCUUCCAAAAAAGGUGAUACUGACUGAAUUUAGAUCACUGGUGGUUAGUAACUCUACCUCCAGAAAUCCAUCCAUUGUAAAUAAUGAUUAUGGUCAACUAAAGAAUUUCAAGAAAUUCAAAAAGGUCACAUUUCCUGGAGCAGGAAAACUUCCACACAUCAUUGGAGGAUCAGAUCUAAUAGCUCAUCAUGCUCGAAAGAAUACAGAAUUAGAAGAGUGGUUAAGGCAGGAAAUGGAGGUGCAAAAUCAGCAUGCAAAAGAAGAGUCGCUUGCCGAUGAUCUCUUUAGAUAUAAUCCUAAUGUAAAAAGGAGAAGAUAACAGAAUUUUUAAAGAAGCCAUGGAAACACAUUUCCUAGCAAGCAUUACUUCAUGCUUCCUGGAGUACAUGAAUGUAGUGUAUAGAAGAUUUAAAUUACACACAUUUUACGGCCUAAGUUUGUUAAUUAAAAUGCACCAAAUUCCAUUUUUGUGUGUGAGAAAGAAUAUUAUUUGUUCUGUUUUCAGAUUUUGUCAUCUCAUCUCUCAAAGUAAAUUUUUUUUAAGUUGUUUUAUUUAUUAAAUAAUUAAAAUAAUCAGUUCAAAGUUCUCCUAAGUACAAAAGGGUAGAGUCUCCCUUCCACCACUGUGUCUCAGCUGCUUGGUUUCCCUUUCCCAAAAUAAAGCCGUAAUACCCAUUUUUGUGAGUCUUUCUAGAGAUUUUUGUAAUGUAUAUCCCAAGUUCCUAUACCUACCAUUUCCCCAUAAUUUUCUACACGAAUGAUAGCAGAACAUAUACAAUGCUGUGCACCUUGGUCUUUUCACUGAAUAGAUUUGAGGAUCAAAGGCAUAUCAGAACAUGAUUUUUUUCUUUUAAUUUUGUUUCUUUUCCAUUAUGGUGUAGGCUUCACUGAGCUAAAAUGAAUUUCAGUGGUGAAAAUGUCACCCACGUGUUAUUCUAGUGUUGGAAACUGAAGACAAUAUAGAAGACUUUAUCUGACUGGUAGAUUAGUCUCACUAGAAUGGGGAAGGCCUAUACUUUUUGGUGGUAUAAAGUCAAAUUUAUCCAUUUUUUUCUUCUGUGGUUAAUGUUUUUUUUGUAUCCUAGGAUAUUUUAUUCAACUCCAAGAUUGCAAAAAUAUUUUCCUAUAUUUUCUUCUAGAAAUCAUGUUUAUGUUCAUGAUCCAUCUUGAAUUAAUUUUUGAGUAUGGUGUGAAGUAUGAGUCAGGGUCCAUUUUUCUGCCCCCAUAUGAUUAUUCAGUCAUUCUAGCACCAUUUGUUGAAAGAACUGUCCUUUUUCAAUUAUCUUGGCAACUUCGUAAAAAAUCAAUUGACAGUAUUUGGAUGGGCCCAUUUCUGGACUCUGGCCUUUGCAUUGAUCUAUUUGUCUAUCCUUACACUCAUACCAUGGAGUCCCUGGGUGGCUCAAAUGGUUAAGUGCUCGACUACUAGCCAAAAGAUUGGCGAAUUGAACCCACCAAGAGAAGCCUUGGAAGACACAUCUGGAGAUCAGCUUCUGAAAGGUCACAGCCUUGAAAACCCUAUGGAGCAGUUCUACUCUGCACAUAUGGGGUGGCCAUGAAUCAGAAUUGACUGGACAGCAACUAACAACACCACCAUCAUAUUCGUACCACCCUGUCUUGAUUACUGUAGCUUUAUAUUAAGUCUUGAAAUUAGGUACUAUAAAUUCUCCAAGCUUGUCAAUUUCUAUUUUGAAAAACCUGCUAGGAUUUUAUUUGGGAUUAUGUUGGAUUUAAAAAUCAAUUUGGGAAGAAUUGACAUCUUAAAAAUAUUCAAUCUUCCAAUCCAUGAGCAUAAUACAUCUGCUCAGUUACUAACUUGGAUUUUAAUUCUCUCAGCAUUAUUUUGUAGUUUCAGUGCAGAGCCUUGCACAUCUUUUUAAGAAAUUUAUCCCUGAGUAUUAAAUGCUUUUUGAUAAUAAUGUAAAUGGUACUUUUUAAAUAUAAAUUUUCUAAUUUAUUGCUUGUAUAUGGAAAUACAGUUACUUUUUGUAUAUUAAAUUUGGAUCCUGCAAACUUGCUAAACCAUUCCUUAAGAUUUUUAUAUACACAUCAUGUCAUAUGUGAAUAAAGAAGUUUUACUUCUUCCUUUCC